UAUUUGUUGUUUGUUGAUAUCCGCACUGAAAAUUCCGCAAAGAAAAGGGUCAAAAGAAGCCGCAUUGCUGCGAACUUUCAACAGUUUUAAUAACAAGUCUGUUGGUUUUAUAUUAAAUUUGCUCAUUUAAUUAUAUUCAUCGUCUCUUUUUCCUUCUUGAGCAAACUCCUGCCAAUCUACCUAGCCGGCUUUGAAUUAUAUAUUGAUCGAGUAAGAAGUUGCCGCAAUGCCGGCUUCCGAUCCUGUCGUUCUGAGCUUUUUCGACACUGUCCUCCGAGUGUCCGAUGUCGACCUGCUCAAAGGGCAACACUGGCUCAACGACUCCCUCAUCGGCUUUUUCUUCGAGUAUCUGCAGAAGCUCAAAUAUAAGGACUUCAACGAUUUACUCUUUGUCAGCCCAGAGGUGACGCAGUGCAUCAAGGGCAGCAGCAAAGAAGACUUGGACGGAUUCCUGGGCCCACUCAAUGCCAAGGACAAGAAAUUUAUCUUCUUCCCUGUCAACGACUCGAUGGUUUCGGACGAAUCCGGCGGCUCUCACUGGAGUCUGCUUGUGUACAGUCGGCCAGAGAGCAACACCUUUUUCCACUUUGACUCCAUGUCAAGGACCAAUUAUUCAUCUGCCGGGAAAAUUGUGAUGAAGCUUGCGCCGUAUUUAGCUCCUGACGGAGCAGAACUUGAAGAAUUCAUUUGCCUGAGACAGGAAAAUUCUUACGACUGUGGCAUCCACGUCCUGUGCAACGCCGAGAAUAUUGCCAACCACGCGUGCAUCUACGAAAAGGUUGGCGUAUGUCCCAUCCUGGACCAGCGAGUCAUCGACAAUCAACGCAAAUCCGUUCUGAAUCUCAUCAGGGAUCUCACCCGGUGCGGAACAAAAAUGGAUAGCGGAGACGCCUCGUAAUUUCCUCAAAACAAAA
This is a messenger RNA of Neocloeon triangulifer, 914 nucleotides long. RefSeq names its product sentrin-specific protease 8-like. The coding region runs from base 227 to 898 and encodes 223 amino acids. Gene Ontology annotation, molecular function: deNEDDylase activity; cysteine-type peptidase activity. The transcript is spliced from 2 exons. The record is from RefSeq and is a predicted model, not a curated record. Gene Ontology annotation, biological process: proteolysis. Lineage: Eukaryota; Metazoa; Arthropoda; Insecta; Ephemeroptera; Baetidae.